Molecule: messenger RNA, 765 nt
Organism: Metarhizium album ARSEF 1941
Lineage: Eukaryota; Fungi; Ascomycota; Sordariomycetes; Hypocreales; Clavicipitaceae
Product: Thioredoxin-like fold protein
Exons: 2
Coding region: 1-765 (254 amino acids)
Source: RefSeq, a predicted model, not a curated record
AUGGCCGGCCAGGCCCAGCAACAUGCUCCCCAACCGGCUGCAAGCAAAUCUGGGUUCUGGGCCGAAAUAGAAUCUCUGAAAUCGCCAGAAACCAAAGACGUCGCGCCAGAACCAAGGGUCGGUACGAAAGCACCGACUGCACCCGAGCUUGUUCUACCAGAAGGAAAGAAGACAUUGAUCCUUUUCCUGCGUCACUGCGGCUGUCCCUGUGAGCACCCCUUUUCAUCCACAAAGUCGUCUGUUGUCAGACGCUUCGUCUCUACACACGCGGAUGUCAAGCGCUGCAAAGCUGCGGGAAUUAGCCACUCUCCCGUGGAAAAUAUCCAGUGGAAGAUGGACCGCAUUUUUGCAAUCGCAGAGAAAACCUUCAAAGCAUUGACGGCAGUGUCAGAAAAGCGCAGAGAUAUCCACUGCAUUGCAGUGUCACACUCUUCACCUGAUGCAACCGAGCGUUGGAUACCCCAAGUCGGGGGUGCUUGGCAGACCGACGUAAUUAUCGACCAAGGUCGCGAUCUCUAUGCGAAAUGGGGGCUUGGACUAUCCAACACAUGGCAUGCGUUCAACCCCAUGGCUUUGUACUCUGUCUAUCGCCUAGGAACCGAUGAAGGCAUCUGGAACCGCCCUACUGAGAGUGGAAGUCGAUGGCAAAAGAGCGGAGCGUUUGCCGUAGACGAGGCCGGAACCGUGCGUUGGCAGCACAUCUCCAAGACUGCCGAUGACCUGCCUGAUUUUAACGCAGCUCUCGAAGCGCUCGGCAACCCUUGA